AUGAAGUCCACGGUCGCUUUCUUUAUUGCCCUUGCUGGCCCGGGUUCUGCACGCCUUUACAAGCGCGACGAAUGCGCAACUGCAUGCACUGAUGCAUAUAAUUCAUGCCGAGUUGAGCCGGAUUCCAGUCAAGCAUUUUGUGCGGAGGACUACGAAAGAUGUCUGGGAUUUAAUCCAUUCCUGGGCUCGAACUCAAUCACAGCCCCGACAGCCUGUUCUAGAGGCGCUACAGGUGCCUCAAACACGGCAGCUGUCGAGUCGACCGCUGUUGCCAACACGCGCUCAAGGGUUUCCAGCUCAUCAGCACCCGCAUAUGGAGGGAGCUCAUCUUCUCCUAUUGGCAUUGACACCACGACUCCUGCUGUUAGUACAGACACCAGUAUACCUGAAACAUAUGACUGUGUUACCGAGUGUAACGAUGACUAUAACACGUGUCGCACCGCACCAGACGCCAAUAUGGCCAGCUGUGCCGCACAGUACGCCCAAUGUCUCGGGUACAACCCUUUCAAUGGAGGGGGAUCGCUAGUUACUCCGACUGCUUGCUCUGUCCCUGCUUCCGUCACCCCUCAAGUUACUCAGUCGAGCUCAAGUCAGCAACAAUCACAGAUGGCUUCAAAUUCUGAAACUUCUCAACCUGAUACAAGAGCUGGACUGGCAACAUCGUACCAACAACCAAUAGCCACUUGCGAUGCUGGUGCAUGUAUGGGGGGUACCACAACCGAUGGUGGAACACCAGGGAUGGCGACUGAGUCCCCGGUAAUUGUUGACUCGGCUGGAAGUAUUAAACCUUGGAUAAGCCUUGUGGCUAUGGCAAUUGCUGUUGCACUCUAG
Molecule: messenger RNA, 831 nt
Organism: Fusarium proliferatum ET1
Lineage: Eukaryota; Fungi; Ascomycota; Sordariomycetes; Hypocreales; Nectriaceae
Exons: 1
Coding region: 1-831 (276 amino acids)
Source: RefSeq, a predicted model, not a curated record